CCUGUUACCUGUCAUAUAAAUAAAAUUUUCCUUUUUGUUUCUUUCAUUUGACAUUUCAAAUUAUUGACAGAACGGACGCAUAUUGCUUGUCAUAAAAGUAAAAGUUGGCGGGUAGUUGAUUUUUCUUUACUGUUUGAAAUAUUAGCAUUAUUACUGCUGUAAUUAUUAUAAACAGCAAAAUUCUUUACAAAAACGUGGUAAUAACUAAAAUUAAACAUGAUCGAUCUGUUUAUGCCCUUUCGGGCAUUUUUGAAGUUUGAAAAUGUGUGUACGGAUAACAAUGUUUUUCGUAUGCACUAUAAAGUGACUGUGAUUAUGUUACUUGUGUUCACGUUGUUGGUGACUUCGAAGCAGUUCUUCGGAGAGCCGAUUCACUGUAUGAGCGAUAGCGAGAAGGACAGUGAUAAAGACGCCAUCAACAGCUACUGCUGGAUCUACGGCACCUACACUCUGAGAAGCCGAUUUGUCGGUGUGGAAGGCAAGCACAUGGCCUACCCAGGUGUGGGCCCCAACAAGUCUGAGAAUGAUGAGCAAAUCAAGCACACUUACUACCAGUGGGUGUGCUUUGUGCUGCUCGGCCAGUCUGUCAUGUUCUACACUCCAAGGUACCUGUGGAAGAUCUGGGAAGGAGGGAGACUCAAGGCUCUGGCUUCUGAUCUGAGUAGCCCUGUGGUAACCAAGGACUGGUCAGAGUUCCGGCGUGGAGAGCUGGUCUCCUACUUGAGCUAUACCAACAUACAUACGCACAACAUGUAUGCCCUGCGAUAUGCCUUCUGUGAGAUACUCAACCUUAUCAAUGUGGUUGGCCAAAUAUUCCUGCUGGACAUAUUCCUAGGUGGAGCAUUCCGUAAUUACGGCGCAGCUGUGGCGGCGUUCACGCACACGCCGCGUGUUCCGGCCAACAUGAUCGACUUUGCAUCUGUCAACCCCAUGGAUCAAUUUUUCCCCAAACUUACUAAAUGUUGGCUCCGUAGUUAUGGUCCUUCAGGCACCUUGCAGAUUAAAGAUCGCCUCUGUGUUCUCCCUCUGAACAUAGUAAAUGAGAAGAUCUUCGUGAUUCUCUGGUUCUGGCUUAUAAUUUUGGCUUUUGUUUCCACUUUAUCGGUUCUGUUUCGUGUUCUUGUGCUUUCUCUUCGCCCUCUCCGCUCACUAAUGAUUGCCGGUCAACUGAGAUAUGUGAAGAAGAGUACGGUAUCGCGUAUUGUGAAGAGAUUUGGUUAUGGCGACUGGUUCAUACUGUACUUGUUGGGCAAAAACAUGAACCCUAUCAUUUACAAGGAUUUGAUCAUAGAACUUUCCAAAGAAUUAGAACAUAAGACUGUUAUGGUCUAAGGCCAACCUUUAGUAUUAUAACAUGAAUACUUGUGAACUGUGUCUAAAAAAUAUUCACGUUUUAAUGACCUGGGCACUACUAAACUCAGACGUAAAGGUUUCCUUCCAGUCUGCGUGGCAAACUGCCAUUUGGCUGUUUCCAAAAUUCAAUUCAAUUUAACUUCACUGUUAUAUAUAUAAUGUGAUUUAAUACAUUGGUAGUUCACUUGUAUCUAUCUUCAUUUCCAAAACUGUUCAUAGUAUUGUAUAAGUAUACAACUAAGAAAAAGUGCCUUCAUUGAUAUUACAUAUCAAAAUGAAUAUCUAAUUAUUAUUUUCAUUUAAUAUUCUUGUUAAUUUGUGAUUAAUUAAAACAUUUAUAAAUAUUUCUUGCACAAAGAAGUUGAUUUAUGUGAUUAUAUAAUUUUUAUUUUGUUUCUAAAGUGUAAGAGGAGAAAAAUUUAAGUUUGAUUGUUUUUGCAUAAUUUUUGUUUGUUCAUGACACUAGACAAAAUUGUUAAGUUUGUAGUAAUUAUAUACUUAUAAUAUUGUAAUUACAGGGUAUUGUUCUGUAGGGGUCACUAAUGGAAAUACUCUAUAAGUUGUUAUUAUUUAACCCUUUAACCGCCAAGAUUCUGAACUUUCAACUUACCUCCAGCGCCACGUCAC
Spodoptera litura is the source of this 1980-nucleotide messenger RNA. RefSeq names its product innexin 4 (gene Inx4). The record is from RefSeq and is a predicted model, not a curated record. Gene Ontology annotation, molecular function: gap junction channel activity. Gene Ontology annotation, biological process: phototransduction. Lineage: Eukaryota; Metazoa; Arthropoda; Insecta; Lepidoptera; Noctuidae. Gene Ontology annotation, cellular component: plasma membrane; gap junction.